This is a messenger RNA of Acomys russatus (golden spiny mouse), 1911 nucleotides long. It is a transcript of the gene Pspc1, whose product is annotated as paraspeckle component 1. The record is from RefSeq and is a predicted model, not a curated record. Lineage: Eukaryota; Metazoa; Chordata; Mammalia; Rodentia; Muridae. The coding region runs from base 199 to 1761 and encodes 520 amino acids. The transcript has 9 exons. Gene Ontology annotation, molecular function: RNA binding. Gene Ontology annotation, cellular component: nucleus. Gene Ontology annotation, biological process: regulation of DNA-templated transcription.
CCGCACGUCUCCUCUUCCAACUGCAGUUGGAAGCAGCGCCAUUUUGAGCGUUCGGCCACCGCGGGCGUGAUUGCGGGGAGGUAGGGUUCCCCUCCUUCCUUUACCUGGCUUUCCUUGCUUCGUUUCCAUAGAUACAUGCGGGGACGUGUGUACCUUGACGUCUAGGCCGCAUCCCGCAUCCCAGGCGAACUCGCUAAGAUGAUGUUAAGAGGAAACCUGAAGCAAGUACGCAUAGAGAAGAACCCGGCUCGCCUUCGCGCCCUGGAGUCGGCGGCCGGCGAGAGCGAGCCGGCGGCGGCCAUGGCGCUGACGCUAGCCGGGGAGCAGGCGCCGCCACCCGCGCCUUCCGAGGAGCACCCGGACGAGGAGAUGGGCUUCACCAUCGACAUCAAGAGUUUCCUCAAGCCGGGCGAGAAGACAUACACGCAGCGCUGCCGCCUCUUCGUGGGGAACCUGCCCACCGACAUCACGGAGGAGGACUUCAAGCGGCUCUUCGAGCGCUACGGCGAGCCCAGCGAGGUCUUCAUCAACCGCGAUCGAGGCUUCGGCUUCAUCCGCCUGGAAUCCAGAACACUGGCUGAAAUUGCAAAAGCAGAGCUGGAUGGCACCAUACUGAAGAGCAGACCUCUCCGAAUUCGCUUUGCUACACAUGGAGCAGCCCUAACAGUCAAGAACCUUUCUCCAGUUGUUUCCAAUGAGCUGCUAGAGCAAGCAUUUUCCCAGUUUGGUCCCGUAGAGAAAGCUGUUGUGGUUGUGGAUGAUCGUGGUAGAGCUACAGGAAAAGGUUUUGUGGAAUUUGCAGCGAAACCUCCUGCACGAAAGGCUCUGGAGAGAUGUGGUGACGGGGCGUUCUUGCUAACUACAACACCUCGUCCAGUCAUUGUAGAACCCAUGGAGCAGUUUGAUGAUGAAGAUGGCUUACCAGAGAAGCUAAUGCAGAAAACUCAACAAUACCAUAAGGAAAGAGAACAGCCACCACGAUUCGCUCAGCCUGGGACAUUUGAAUUUGAAUAUGCAUCUCGAUGGAAGGCUCUUGAUGAAAUGGAAAAGCAGCAGCGUGAACAGGUUGAUAGAAACAUCAGAGAAGCCAAAGAGAAACUGGAGGCAGAGAUGGAAGCCGCUAGACAUGAGCACCAGUUAAUGUUAAUGAGGCAAGAUCUAAUGAGACGUCAAGAAGAACUCAGACGCUUGGAAGAACUCAGAAACCAAGAAUUGCAGAAACGGAAGCAAAUACAACUGAGACAUGAAGAGGAGCAUCGUCGUCGUGAAGAAGAAAUGAUCCGACACAGAGAACAGGAGGAACUGAGGCGACAGCAGGAGGGCUUUAAGCCAAACUACAUGGAAAAUAGAGAACAGGAAAUGAGAAUGGGUGAUAUGGGUCCCCGUGGAGCAAUAAACAUGGGAGAUGCAUUUAGCCCAGCACCUGCUGGUACCCAAGGGCCUCCUCCAAUGAUGGGUAUGAAUAUGAACAACAGAGGAACUAUACCUGGCCCUCCAAUGGGUCCUGGUCCUGCCAUGGGACCAGAAGGAGCUGCAAAUAUGGGAACUCCAAUGAUACCAGAUAAUGGCGCAGUGCACAAUGAUAGGUUUCCCCAAGGACCUCCAUCCCAGAUGGGCUCACCUAUGGGAAAUAGAACAGGUUCUGAAACCCCGCAGGCACCAAUGAGUGGUGUAGGUCCUGUGAGUGCUGGUCCUGGUGGCUUUGGUAGAGGAAGUCAAGGGGGUAACUUUGAAGGCCCUAAUAAGCGGCGGAGAUACUAAAUAUUCUUUCAUUCCUGGCUAUUUAGAAUAAAAAUCAAUGGUAUGCCUUUACACUUUGUCUGUUACCUGGAAGAAAUGGUUUUACUGUUAAUGUACAUAGACUGAAGUUUUUCUUUUGUAAAACUUGAGGGUUUGGGGUUUUUUGUUUGU